Varroa destructor (honeybee mite) is the source of this 4492-nucleotide messenger RNA. RefSeq lists its product as uncharacterized. The record is from RefSeq and is a predicted model, not a curated record. Gene Ontology annotation, biological process: regulation of Arp2/3 complex-mediated actin nucleation; negative regulation of cell motility; negative regulation of substrate adhesion-dependent cell spreading. Gene Ontology annotation, molecular function: AP-1 adaptor complex binding. NCBI's taxonomy places the organism in Eukaryota, Metazoa, Arthropoda, Arachnida, Mesostigmata, Varroidae.
CAGUCACUGCUCGCUAAACAGCGGGACUACAGACGAAGUUGUUAUUUAGCUACGUGCGCCUCUACUGCUAGCACGGCUGAUGGUCAUCGCAACGAAGACCCUUUCAAAACGAUCAAUAUCGUUUUUCAUGUUCUUUAUGUAUAGGGAAAGUUUGCAAGUUUUGUGGCAAUCAAAUAGCAAAAUGACAUUGGCAUCAUUCAUUCAGUAGUUGAUUACCCGUGUGCAUAGUGAAUGCAAUUGUUCUACUGUUCUCACGAUGGGUGGAUGUCUAGGACGGAGAACUCACCAACGAAUGAACGACGUUGACUCGUCCUACGAUGCCACAUCACUUGCCGAGCUUAAUCUGGUUGUGAACGAGCCUCGCGGAUCGCGAUUUAUACCAAAGUGGCUUAAACGAAGACCUAAAUUUUCUUUACGAUCAGCUAAUCCGUAUUCUAAUCUCGGUCAAGAUGAUCUGAUCGAACGUGAACUUUACAAUCCCGUCGUCCAAGGCCGCGAAUUGUGGCCUCAUGAGACGCCGGACGUUUGGGCAGUCCCAGCUGACAGUGGAAUUACCGUACCUGGAGUGUCGCUCGUGUUAGAUGCAGCGGGGUGCGCUGUGGAGCGGGAUUCUGUCAACAACAACCUUUGCGCCCUCACACCAAAAAGCAGAGUCCAUACCGAUUCCCAUUCCUCCAUAGAGUUAGAAUGGGAAAACGAAGAAGGUAUGCCGUCAACGAAGCCGGUCGAGGUAAGCACCGGCAGCAGUGUUCAACGACAGAUCUCAGCCGUAGCGGAGCGCCACGAGAGGAUGAGUCUGAGCUCGAUGGCAUCACACCGUUCUCGACGUUCGUCGCUUUCGAACAAUGAUAAUGAAUUAGAAUGGGAUGAAGAUUUUGCAUCGCCAAAUGCGUUCCAAGGCCUGCGAACGCUUGAUUUUGAUACAGAGCAACUGAUAGCCGAGAUUGACAAGAUGACCGAGAAGGCCCUGCGAGAGACGGAACGAGAUGACACGUCGUUACCACCAUUUGACUCUAUGGAGUCGAUGCCUAGUUUGUGAGGGAUAAACGCUUAACAAACGGCGGCAUCAACUCGACGAAUCUCCGUUUUCGAGUUAAUCUAUUUAGAAGAUCUUAGGCGGGUAGACAGAAGGAAUAUCUUAUUCAUCAUAAGGUGUACCGAAGGCCAGUCAAACGGUGAUGCCCGAAGAUUAAAAGCGAGAUCGCUUACUAGAAGAGACUAACCUUGCUUGGUGACAAGCCAUCAAUUUAAACUCAUUAUCCGGUGGUGCUCAAAUGCUCGAGAAAAAAGAAGAGUGGCAAAAGUUCGAACACUCGCAAAGUCAAAGAUGUGAACAUUUUUAUCGAAGUUAUAUUUUUUUAAUAGUGUUUCUUGUAUGAUUAUUCUAUUUGUAGUGCUGUCAUAUACAAACAUACUGCAAAUAGAUAAAUGAAAAAAUCAUAUAAUAGCAAAAAAAAGAAAAGUGGGUUUUGGCGAUUGAUUCGCAAAAGGACUGAUCACGACCAGUGAGCAGUAACGGCAACAAUUUUCGGACGUUGUGAUUGAGUUUUCAGAGCUCGUCGAAUUUAUUGACGAAUGUAUAUCGGGGUACCUGAUUACUGAACGAUAAAAAUAAGAAUAAGGGCCUUCUCUUGCUUUCAUUCAUGUUACCUCGCAACUGCAGUGGUAGCACUUUUACAUAACAUUAGCAAAAACGGCGACGGAAGCAACAUGAAGAAUGAUAGCAAUAAGAUUAAUCUUCUAGUAACUACACAGGUCAUUUUCUAAUAUUCAGCUGUGACUACGUUACGGGUGUGUCACAUGCUGAGCGGAAUUAGAUAGGAAUGCAUGUAAAAAAGUCAAAUAGCAAGCAAAUAACUUACAAUAGAUAGGGGGUGCAAGUGCCAAAUGAAAAUGAUACCUGUUUUAUAAGGAUGAUGACAAUGGUAAGAGACCAUGAAGAAGUAUAUCUAGAAUGCACGGACGCAGAAGUAUCGUCUGAGCGAAACUCGUGAAUAAGUGACGAUGGGUGACGUGAACAUGUGCGUUGUACGUUCUCUCUUGUGUGUGUGUCUGUUGGCUUGAGCUGGAGUCAGUUUUGUUAUCACCGACACGGCCACAGGGAUCUUGCUGAAUACCCUUGAUCACAAUUCACAUGUAAAUACAUUAAGGUAUUGCAGUUGGGCAAUGGUUUAGCAUCGCACAUGGUGGUAUUGAUACAGCAAUAUUGGUGAUACUGGAAUUGAAAGAGACGGAUUUCCAAAAGCGGUAUAUUUUUUGCUCUCUCCAUUUCUAUGUCUGGAAUUAAUAGUAAUAGUAGUAGUGAUAAUAAUAAUAAUAAUAAUAAUAAUAAUAAUGCGAUCCGUCUGCGUCACUUUUCAUUGACGCGUUCAUUUGCAACUUCCGUAGCGCUCAAUUAAGGGAUAGUCAAUAUACUCUUGCGAGAACUCCACUCUGGUAGUCAGUCGACUUAAGACUGUAGAUGGGUUCAGGUUUAGUAUGUGUACAAUCUCCUUGCACAGUUGUACAUCAGUGCGACUAUCAAAUAGCACACGAGAGCGACGUGGGCUCGUUCCUAUGUCAGCUUAAGAGUCGAAAUGACUUUCGUUCAGGUAUCAAACAGUCUGCACACCUAAUAUGUUUAUUUAAACUUGCCUUGCUUUUGCCUAGAUAUCGAUUUGCCUAACUGUCUGACUUUUAUAUUAUUUUGCGAAGCUCUGCUCGAUCCUUUUGUAUGAUACUGUUACAUAGUACGUUAAUGUUCUUUUUCGGCUCCUUAAAGCUCAUGGAGGUUUUAGUGGGAGUGAGGCCAUUUUUUAUACGGGUUACUUUUAUUGUAGCUUUCUAUACAACCUAUACGGUGCAAUGCAUUGUGUGAAAUGCAACAAAUGCAACGGUUGGACAAAGGAGCUACUUCGUGAUGAAUUUUUGGUUUAUACUACAGGAAAUGAAGAUACUACAAAUACGAUAGACGGGGCAAUGCAGGUGCUGCCAACAUUAGCAAUGCAUGAGCCAUACUCAAUAUUAUCACAAUAGCCCUUUGCACCUGUAAACAAAGAGUAAUUAAUUGACGACAGAAUCGGUGAAGAUAACAAAGUAGGCUUUGCCUUUUUGAAUUACCCGUGCAUUAAUUAACACAAAGAAGUCAAUAGGUAAGUUUGGUAGAAUCCCGCUUUGCCAUUAUGGUCGGGCAUUAUGUUCCGCUGGCGCCUACAAACAUUCGUAUUGAACAUAAUUUCCAAUAAUUCGUUUUGUGUUUUUAUGUGCUUCGAUCGCUAGUGUGCGUGUGUGUGUGUGUUUGUGUAUUGAUAAAGAUGAUAAUAAAAAAUUUUAGUGAAAAUGUACUAUAUAAUGAGGAGGAUAAUUACAAUGGUAUUAAUAACAAUAAUAAUUAUUAUUAUGAUAAUAACCAUAGAUCAAUAAAUAAUGAUAGCAAAGACAAAUACGGACUGUUCAUACAAUGCACCUAUAAGUGAUAAUAAUAUACACGAAAAAUGUGUCGAUGGAUGGUGCACGACUUGAUGAAAUUAAAGAUGACAGAAUCACUACGAUAAAACUUGCUGCUGUCGGAUCAUGUGUUGAUCUGACUUCGUGUAAAGCUUGUUAAUUAACAAGGUACUCUUGUCUGCUUCGUCUGUCAAUUAGCAAGGCACCUUUACAACACAAUAGGGACUGAAUAUGAAUAACGGAAAAACAAAAAGAAAGAGACUAAAAGUAUGCUGGUAAAUGUUAAGUAGCUGUUGCUUGUUAAAUUACGCUGAAUUAACAAAAAUUAUGGAAGUGCAGAAUGCUUUCGUAUGGCACGUCAACGAAUCCCUUUAUUGUUUAUCGAUAAAGAUAGUGAUAACAUUGGCAGGCAGAACAGCCCUAAUAGUUGGGACUGACAGCAACGAUGCGUUUUGUUUGGUAGAUAUGCUUGAAAUGGUUGUACGAAAAUAACAACAUAUAGAAAUAUGAGCUACAUAUGUAAAGUCAGUGACGGGUGCGGGUGUACAAAUUUGUGCUCGAGGAAUAACACUGCUAAAUAAUGAUUUCAAAGUGAGCCUUCAAGUAACAACGUAUGUAUAAUAAUUGCAAUAAAAAAAAUAAUUCAGUAGCACAAAUAUAAUACAAUACAAAUACAUCUACCAUGUAAUAAUCAUGUAUGCAUAUGCAUAUGAUUGUAUUUUCCUGCAACUUCUUUGCCGAGGCAUGUUAGGCCGUCGCCUACCCAUCACUACUAAGUUUUUGUACAUAUCAUGCAAGAAUUUUCCAUAUAACACACAUCAGUCUAUUAUACCUCUCUACUAUUCAACUAUUAAAAGGUGAUUAAGAGAUAUAGCUGGUGGCUUAAUGAACGAGAAUACUCAGCGUUGGUGGACGGUCGAAGUCGACAGUAAUAAGUUAUAUAAUUUGUAAACUGACACAACGUCAUUCCAUAACGUAAGUGAAUCAAUAGGAAAAAAUAUAUAUAUAUGAUUUGUACACAUUGAGUAUAAUGGUGUCCUCAUUUUUCAAGAACACGAUUAUAGGU